AUGUGCCUGACAGUUCAGCUUGGCUGGUACCCUGUUGCAGCAAGAAUUUUUACCAAACGGGACCACAUGCAGGACAGCGGAAGCGGCCGGAGAAGCGCGGUCGUGCGAACUCCAGCUGGUCGCAUUCAUCGAAUAGCAUGGUGGCGCCAUAGGAAGUUCCCAGACCGUUUUUCAGCCCAGGGCCAGGCCUACAAUAGAGCUAGUUUAUCGCAUAUGCGCUUUAUAUCUCGUAGUUUAAGGGUAAAAGUGUUUUGCCGCCUGAGACGUGAAGGAUUUGACACAGACCUGUCCUCGAGUCGGCCCACGGACAUGUCAAACAAUCACGAGGCGAUUAGUUGGUUGUGUGUGUUGUUGUCUGCAAACAUUGUAUUACUCGGGGACGCA
This is a messenger RNA of Pyricularia grisea, 384 nucleotides long. RefSeq lists its product as uncharacterized. Lineage: Eukaryota; Fungi; Ascomycota; Sordariomycetes; Magnaporthales; Pyriculariaceae. The transcript is spliced from 2 exons. The record is from RefSeq and is a predicted model, not a curated record. The annotation marks the transcript as partial.